Siniperca chuatsi (mandarin fish) is the source of this 2037-nucleotide messenger RNA. RefSeq names its product protein-lysine 6-oxidase-like. Gene Ontology annotation, molecular function: protein-lysine 6-oxidase activity; copper ion binding. Bases 254 to 1522 code for a protein of 422 amino acids. The record is from RefSeq and is a predicted model, not a curated record. Lineage: Eukaryota; Metazoa; Chordata; Actinopteri; Centrarchiformes; Sinipercidae. Gene Ontology annotation, biological process: peptidyl-lysine oxidation. The transcript has 7 exons.
CUUGUGUAACAGAUUCAGCAGCUUGAAAUGCUGAACUCCUCCUCCUCACCAUCAUCUCACUGGGCGCAUCUGCAGGCUCCAGGAGCAGAGCGAUAUGAGUUCACACGGAUACAUUUUAACUUAGCUUUUCUUCUCUGCUCACUGAAUAGCCUUCAAAUAGAGAUGAAGGAUAUUUAAGUUAAAGACAGGUGGCAACCCGGCUCAUUUGAAAUAUUAACUUUGUCACAUUAAAUCUCCUUUACUUCAGUUCAUAAUGGGAUUACGCAUAUUUGGCACGCCGCUUUACGCAUAUACGUGCGUCUAUUUUUUUGUUUUCAUCCUGCAAGCCCAGUCUCAGAGGGAUCCGGGGACACAACAAGGAGAUAACCAAAGAGCGGCUCUCCGGCAAACGCUACAAUGGUCACACAACGGCAAGAUUUUUAGCAUUUUAAGCCAGGGUUCGGAGUAUCAACCACCGAGGCGGAGGGGCGCACCUCAGGAGCAAGUGCAGGCGCGACCUGUCACCAUCAUUCGUGAUGCGGACGUGAGACAUCCGGACACCUCGAACCAGCCGGUGGCCCAGCAGCAGCAGCAGCCUCCCCGGCCGGCGUCAAACCAUCACAGCCCCGGCGGUCUCCCGCCUCCGCUCCAAAGGCUCGUGAGAGGGCACGAGCACCGCCAGCAUCACCAUGACCGCCCCGGUGAGCGCACUGGGACGCAGAGGAGCAGCAAUGGGACCCAGGAAAAGGUCACUGUCGGUCCGCCUCUGCCCAGGAGAGAAGACAUGAUGGUCGGCGAUGAUCCCUACGACCCCUACAAGUCCACUGAUAGUGAUAAUCCAUAUUACAAUCAUUAUGACGUUUACGAGAGACCGAGGCAGAGAUCGAGACCCGGAUAUGGUACAGGUUAUCAUCAGUACGGUCUGCCUGAUCUUGUACCUGAUGCAUACUACAUUCAAUCCUCUGCUUAUGCCCAGAGAGUCCCAAUGUACAACCUGAGAUGUGCAGCUGAGGAAAACUGUUUGUCAAGCUCAGCCUAUAGAUCCAGUGUUAGAGACUAUGACACCCGUAUGCUGCUGAGGUUUCCUCAGAGAGUCAAGAACCAGGGGACAGCAGACUUCCUCCCCAGCAGGCCACGUUACUCCUGGGAGUGGCACAGCUGUCACCAGCACUACCACAGCAUGGAUGAGUUCAGCCACUAUGAACUUCUGGAUGCCAGCACUCAGCACUCGGUGGCUGAGGGCCACAAGGCCAGCUUCUGCCUGGAGGACACUUCCUGUGACUACGGCUACUACAGGCGAUUUGCCUGCACCGCACAUACCCAGGGCCUGAGCCCAGGAUGUUAUGAUACCUACAACGCAGACAUUGACUGCCAGUGGAUUGACAUCACAGAUGUGAAACCUGGAAACUAUAUCCUCAAGAUCAGUGUAAAUCCGUACUAUCAGGUCCCAGAAUCAGACUACAGCAACAACAUCGUGCGUUGUGAUGUUCGCUACACUGGCAACUACGCCUACUUGUCAGGUUGCCACAUGUCAACGUAUUAAGAGAUCACAGCAACUCACCGAAGAUGUUCUGUAAAUGACAAUGAAAAGGACUGCAUAUGAAAACAUAAAACAUCAUGAAGUUAAUUUUAAAUUGUUAGACAUACAUUUUAUAAUUUAAAAUACUCACAAUUUAGAAGAAAAAUCAUCUGAAGUAUAAUGCCAGAUAAUGUGGAAUUCUUCUCUGAUUGUGUGGGGAAGCAGUAUAUUCUUAUUUCAUCUUUUCUUUGGGAUAUUUUUAAUUUCUUACUUCUAUUGCAUUGUACUGUAUGCUUACGUUUCAUACCACUUGUAAGAUAGUUAAAGAAUAAAAUCAAUGAAAUUUAGAAGCUUAGAAUAGCAAAGUACAAACGUAAACCAGCUUGCCCUGAUUGUUAAGUCAAUAUCAAUUAUAUCACAAUUUUAAAAUGAACCAGUUGUUUAAAGAAAAAUAUAUUUGUUAUAUUUAUAAGCAACGGAAGAAAUUCUUUUUACUCCUUUUGGUGAAACUUAGUUGAAUUAAACGUUGCGAAACUGUA